GAAAACCCUUGAAAACAGCCAUAUUUAUGAAGAAGUACUUGAAAAGUGCUGGGAUUAUUCAAAGACAAUAUAUAGAUUUUUAAAAUAAUUUUAAAGUGUUUAUUUUUCAAUAAAAUGCAAAAACAUUUAUUUUAAUCGAAAUUAGCGCUGCCCCUCCUCCCCUCCCACUUUACGUAUCUCAUUAACUGCUCGUUCUGACGUCACUCACGUGGAGCACAGUUACAGAAUGGUAAGAGACAAUCCCCGGGGAAGUGCAAGUUUAAUCCAGCAUAGCUGGAAAAGGAGGUAUAUAAAAAUUGGCUCCUUGAGGAUCCAAAAAGUGUUCAUCGUCCACAGUGUAAAAUAUGCAGCAAAUCUCUCGAAAUUUCAAACAUGGGCGAGUCGGCGCUGAAGAGUCACAUGCAAGGGGAGCGUCAUGUCAAUGCAGUUGGCCGCACUGGAUCAACAUCCGUCCGAGAAUAUUUCACCCCCACUGUCUCAAAGCAGCAGAACCCUCAACCUACUACAUCAUCAGGAGUCUUGGAUCCUUGGUACGAAACAAUGAUACUUGGAGGGCUGAAAUUCUUUGGACUCUAAAGGCUGUUACAUCGCACUACUCCAACAAAAGUGCUGAGAACAAUUCUGCAUUAUUUCAGCUAAUGUUUCCAGACAGUGUUAUAGCAAAAUCAUUUGCUUGUGGUGAAAAGAAGACAUCCUACAUGGUUAAUUAUGGCAUUGCUCCUUAUGUGAAGCUGCAACUGCUGGAAAAAGUGAAAACAGGUUCAGAAUAUGUCUUGCUGUUUGAUGAAUCUCUUAACAAGGAACUUCAGCUAAAGCAGAUGGAUGUGCACAUUAGAUUUUUGGAUGCAACAGGGUCUCCACACACUAACAAGGUCUCCACACACUACUUGGAUUCUGCCUUUAUGGGGCAUGGUAAGGCAGAUAACUGUCUGAAACAUUUCAAGCACUUGACAGAAGAACUUAAUUUGAGCAAUCUUCUUCAGAUUUGAAUUACUUUAAUUAAGUUGUACCAUCUUGUUUUAUUUUUUUAUUCAUGCAUGCUCCUUUUCGGAGUUUAAGGUAAAUAAAGAAUAUGUUUGUAAAAAUACAUCUCUGAUUUGUAGUCCUUGAAAACCCAAAAAAUGGUGCUUGAUAAGUCCUUGAAAGUCCUGGAAUUUCAUUAGACAAUAUCUGUACGA
Messenger RNA from Misgurnus anguillicaudatus (oriental weatherfish), 1178 nucleotides. NCBI's taxonomy places the organism in Eukaryota, Metazoa, Chordata, Actinopteri, Cypriniformes, Cobitidae. The record is from RefSeq and is a predicted model, not a curated record.